UGUCCGCAACUAAUUUAGAUGGAUCUGGAUCUCCUAUUACUGCCCUGGUUUUGAUUUCUCGCUGCUGCCUCUCUCCGUCACUGGCUACUGGAUAAGAGAAUGGCCAUGAACUCCCAUCUCCUGAUUAUAGAGCAAGAGGCAGCUAUUGACUCAGCAGAGCAGCUAUUGAUUGAAAGUGGAACCUUUGCAUUACACCCUGUAAUUCCUCCUUUUCAUUCUACUCUUCUCUAUAAUAUUGCUCAUGUUGUAACUCCCCUCUAGCUGUGUCUCUUUUCUGUCCCUUCUCACACUUUCUUCCCUUAUCUGAGUCUACCCUUACCAUCUAUUUCCCUUCUCUCAGUCCUUUCAUGCACUCCCUCUCUUUUUAUCCUCUUACGUCUCGCUGGCAGCCCAUUCCAUCUCAUUGUGCUCUCUGGCUGCCUUCAGUCAGGACCACGCCUGAAUCAAGAUGUUCACUUCCAAAUCAAGCUCUGUCUCUCCCUCUCCUUCCAUGGACCCAACAGACCCAGAGAAUUUUGAUAUCAAGACCAAGGUGCAGCUGCAGGGGGUGCUCUGGAAAAAGCCCUUUGGAAGGCAUUCAUCCAAAUGGUCCAAAAGGUUUUUUAUAAUUAAGGACAGUUUUUUGCUUUACUACGCAGAAAAUGAACGCAAGAAUUUUGAAAGUAACCGAUAUUUUAAUAUACACCCUAAGGGAGUGAUACCACUUGGCGGCUGCAUAGUGAAUGCCAAAGAAGAGCCAAACAUGCCCUAUGUCAUAGUGGUUUCUCAUGAAGAUUUCCAUGGAAGCAUUGUCUUGGCUGCAGAAUCUGAGCUGGAACACAGUCAGUGGCUGGAAAUGCUGCAUGAAUCUGGGAAGGUGACAUGGCAGAAUGCCCAGCUAGGUGAGGCCAUGAUUGAGAGUCUGGAAGCACAGGGCCUGCAGUUGGCUAAGGAGAGACAGGAGUAUUUUGAUAAACUCAUGGAGGAGACAGAGGAGCUGUGUUCACAGCGAGAGCAGAAAGAGGAACUGGAGAGAGUGAACCAGGUUCUGGAGUCUGAAAAGUGUCACUUUGAAGAACUGGUACAGGAGCUGAGAGUAGAGCAAGAGAAGAUAAAGAAGGACCUGGAUAUUACAGUUCACUGUCUAAAAGGGGUAGGGGAAGAGAAGCAGGAACUUCACUGCCUGACGCAGCAUCUACAGAAGACAAUGGAGGAGCUGUCUGUAGAGAAACAGAAGACUCUAGCCAUACUGGAAGCCACCAAGAGUGGCGUGACAGCGCCAACCAAUCACAGUGAGCUGCCUCCUCAGGGACUCCAAAGUAACCUGCAGCAAAUUGAAAGCAAAUUGCAGAAGCUGCUGGAAGAGAAGCUGCAGGCAGAAAAGAGGAUGAAGGAGAAUGAGGAGAAAUUCAGAGCACUUGAAGAGGAACGAGCAUUUUAUGUAUCGCAGUCCCAGGCACUACAGCAAUCCCUGACUGAGCUGACUGUUGAGAAGGAACAAAAAGAGCGAGAGCUAAAGUUGCAGCUGAAGGUCCAAAUGGACCUAGAAAAGAGGCUGCGGGAGGCAGAGGAGGCACUGAAGAGGCUGGAACUUGAACUGAAUUCUGCUGUGAUGAAUGGGGACAAGGAAGAGAAGAUGAGGGCAGAUGUUAGUCACCUUAAGAAGUUCUUUGAAGAAUGCAUCAGGAAUGCAGAGUUAGAAGCAAUGAAACCCGCUAUAAUGAAAAACUCAGUCUACUUGCCCAGAGCUGCCAACAGACGGAUCAAGAGCUGCCGAUUCCAUCGCCAGAGAACAAACUUUGGAUUAAUAAGGCAGUCUCACUCUUUCUUAAUAUCUCCGGCUGAGUCAAGCGAACUGCAGAACCUGAGGGAGACUGCCAGAAAUCUGAGCAGAGACCAACAUUUCAGGAAAACCCUCUUUCAGAUCUUCACCAAGCAGGAGUCUUCCCAGGAGCAGGAGAAGUGACUGAUUCCAUCACCUGGUUGAAGGUGGAUUGUGCCAUGCAGAGAAUUUGAUGAUAGCGCUUCCUUGUUCUGCUUCUUUUUCUUAAGCUAAUGUUACCAUCACACCAGGAAGCUUCCACCAUGGCAUGGAGCAAGCUACUAGUUCUGGUAACAUUACAGAAACACAUAGGGGCUUACUUACGUGCAAAUUUUCACUUCGGAAGGCUCCACCAUAAUUCUUGCAACUACGUCAGGCGUUAUUUCGUAGCAAAUAAGCGUAUUUAUCAAAAUGCGAAACUUCGUAUUGGCAAAUAACCGCUGGCGAAAAUUCGUCAGUGCCAAAGUUUCUUAGCAAAUUCUCUCUAGCGUUACUUUCUUCCUAGCAAAACUUCGUUAACAUACUUACGCUUACGUCACUUUAAAUAUGGCGGG
Molecule: messenger RNA, 2355 nt
Organism: Xenopus laevis (African clawed frog)
Lineage: Eukaryota; Metazoa; Chordata; Amphibia; Anura; Pipidae
Gene: plekhd1.L
Product: pleckstrin homology and coiled-coil domain containing D1 L homeolog
Exons: 13
Coding region: 449-1945 (498 amino acids)
Source: RefSeq, a predicted model, not a curated record